Hibiscus syriacus is the source of this 3216-nucleotide messenger RNA. RefSeq names its product probable alpha,alpha-trehalose-phosphate synthase [UDP-forming] 7. The record is from RefSeq and is a predicted model, not a curated record. Gene Ontology annotation, molecular function: catalytic activity. Gene Ontology annotation, biological process: trehalose biosynthetic process. Bases 207 to 2753 code for a protein of 848 amino acids. NCBI's taxonomy places the organism in Eukaryota, Viridiplantae, Streptophyta, Magnoliopsida, Malvales, Malvaceae. Gene Ontology annotation, cellular component: cytosol. The transcript is spliced from 4 exons.
GCAGAAACAAACCCUAAAAUUUUCAUAUUUGCAUCCAAAGGUUCAUUAAAAAACACCAACUUUGUGCUUGCGAAGGAUCAUGUCAAAUUGAAAGAGUGUUUUUGGAAGUUGAACAAAAAAAACCUCUAGGGGUCUUUUUGUUUAUAGUUUUAGGAUCUUUGUUGAUUGAUUCUUGUUGAGGUUAGUAACUAAAGUAGUUGGUAAAGAUGAUGUCGAGGUCGUAUACCAAUCUUUUAGAUCUAGCGUCCGGUAAUUUCCCGGUGAUGGGUCAGCCUCGUGAAAAGAAGCGGCUGCCGCGGGUAAUGACUGUUCCCGGGGUUAUUUCGGAGCUCGAUGAUGAUCAGGCUAAUAGUGUUACCUCAGAUGCACCGUCGUCGGCUAUUCAAGAUAGAAUUAUUAUUGUAGCUAAUCAACUCCCGGUUAAAGCUAAGCGCAGGCCGGAUAAUAAAGGGUGGAGUUUUAGUUGGGAUGACGAUUCGUUGUUGUUACAGUUGAAAGAUGGUUUGCCCGAAGAAAUGGAGGUUUUGUAUGUUGGUUCUUUGAAGGUCGAUGUCGAUCCCAUUGAACAAGAUGAUGUUUCACAGGUUUUGUUGGAUAAAUUCAGGUGUGUCCCGGCUUUUCUGCCGUCGGACAUUUUGACAAAGUUCUAUCAUGGUUUCUGCAAGCAGCAUUUGUGGCAGCUUUUCCAUUACAUGCUUCCGUUUUCUGCCAAUCACGGAGGCAGGUUUGAUAGGUCUUUAUGGGAGGCGUAUGUUGCUGCGAAUAAGAUCUUCUCUCAAAGGGUGAUCGAGGUUAUAAACCCUGAAGAUGAUUAUGUUUGGAUACAUGAUUAUCAUUUGAUGGUGCUGCCGACAUUCUUGAGAAGAAGGUUUAAUAGAUUGAGAAUGGGAUUUUUUCUACAUAGUCCGUUCCCUUCGUCCGAGAUAUAUAGGACCUUACCUGUAAGGGAAGAGAUACUGAAGGCACUAUUGAAUUCUGACCUCAUUGGUUUUCAUACUUUUGAUUAUGCUCGGCAUUUUCUGUCUUGUUGUAGUCGAAUGUUGGGCUUGGAGUAUCAAUCGAAGAGGGGUUAUAUCGGGUUGGAGUACUAUGGAAGGACGAUUGGGAUAAAGAUCAUGCCUGUUGGGAUCCACAUGGGGCAGAUUAGGUCUGUAUUGAGUCUUGCGGAUAAGGAGUGGAGAGUAGCGGAACUUAAACAACAGUUUGAAGGAAAGACCGUAUUGCUCGGAGUUGAUGACAUGGAUGUCUUUAAGGGUAUCAACUUGAAGCUGUUGGCCAUGGAGCAGAUGCUGAAACAGCACCCGAAAUGGCAAGGAAGAGCAGUUCUGGUACAGAUUACAAACCCUGCUAGGGGUAGAGGGAAAGAUCUAGAGGAGAUACAGGAUGAAAUUGAGGAGAGCUGCAAGAGAAUAAGCGAUACUUUUGGUCAGCCUGGUUAUGAACCGAUUGUCUUAAUUGAUAGACCAGUAUCCCUUUGUGAAAGGUUUGCAUAUUACACUAUAGCCGAGUGUGUUGUAGUCACUGCUGUGAGGGAUGGAAUGAAUCUUACUCCUUACGAAUACAUUGUGUGCCGGCAGGGAGUGCCUGAAUCAGAAUCUUCCACUGAAUCAAAUGGACCAAUGAAGAGCAUGCUAAUUGUAUCGGAGUUCAUUGGCUGCUCUCCCUCGCUCAGUGGUGCAAUUCGGUUAAAUCCUUGGAACAUCGAAUCAACUGCCGAGGCCAUGAACGAGGCAAUCUCCAUGGCUGAUGGUGAGAAGCAGUUGUGCCAUGAGAAGCAUUAUAGGUAUGUUAGCUCACAUGAUGUAGCAUUCUGGUCACGAAGCUUCUUCCAAGAUAUGGAAAGGACAUGUAAAGAUCAUUUCAGAAAACGUUGUUGGGGGAUCGGUUUGAGCUUUGGAUUCAGAGUGGUAGCCCUCGAUCCCAACUUCAGAAAGUUGUCUAUUGAUCACAUUGUAUCUGUGUAUCUAAGGUCCAAAAACAGGGCUAUACUAUUGGACUAUGAUGGAACGGUUAUGCCCCAAACGUCACAUAACAAGACGCCAAGUGCAGAGGUUAUCUCGAUAGUAAAUGCGCUCUCUAAUGAUACCAGGAAUACAGUCUUUGUUGUAAGUGGAAGAGGAAGAGAAAGUUUAAGCAAGUGGUUUUCUCCGUGUAAGAAACUGGGAAUUGCAGCUGAACAUGGUUAUUUCAUGAGGUGGUCUGCUAAUGACAACUGGGAAAUUUGUGGGCAGAAUAGUGAAUUCGGGUGGAAGCAAAUAGCCGAGCCUGUUAUGAAAUUGUAUACAGAGGCCACUGAUGGCUCCAAUAUUGAAACGAAAGAGAGUGCCUUGGUCUGGCACCAUCGAGACGCUGACCUGGGUUUUGGAUCUGGUCAGGCGAAGGAGAUGUUAGACCAUCUCGAGAGUGUAUUAGCAAAUGAACCUGUGUCUGUGAAAAGUGGCCAGUUUAUUGUUGAAGUAAAACCACAGGGAGUAAGUAAAGGUGUGGUAGCCGAGAAGAUCUUCGCAACCAUGACCGAGAGGGGAAAGCAGGCUGAUUUUGUUCUCUGCAUAGGCGACGACAGAUCCGAUGAGGAGAUGUUUGAGAUCAUCAAUAGUGCCAUUUCCGGCGGUGUUCUCUCCCCAAAUACAUCUGUUUUUGCCUGCACGGUUGGCCAGAAACCUAGCAAAGCCAAGUAUUACUUGGAUGACCCGGCGGAGGUCAUAAACAUGCUUGAAGCUUUGGCAGAAGCUUCAGACCCUGAUUCUUUUUGAAACAUACUCUAUCACUUCAACAUCGAAUUCAGGGCCUGUUAUCCGUUUUGGCCAGUCAGGAAGAAUGCCAUGGUUGGCCUAUUGAAAACAACAUUCUGUGUGUGACCAACUGUCGUCCAGGCAUCGAUGAGGAGGAAUUCCAUGGGUUGAUUCAUGGAGACAAGACAGGGAACUGAAAGAAAAAAAAAACCAUGGAAAAACUGCUUACCAUCACAUGCAUGAACUUUGUUACUAAAUAUAUCCUUUGUGCAGUGACUAACAUGAGGGUAACAUAGAGGAUGUGUGUAUUGAAUUGCAGUACAACCAGAGAAGUAUAUCAUUUAUUUCACCCAACAUAUAUAUAUCUAAGUUUUUCUUUCUGGUAUAGCAAGUUUGCCUCAGCUGGUUGAAAAUGUCAUCCUGUUGAAUGAUCAUAUCCAAAUGUCAAAUUUAUAAAUAUUUCACGAGUGUGUUUCUUUUUCUA